Molecule: messenger RNA, 354 nt
Organism: Balaenoptera musculus (blue whale)
Lineage: Eukaryota; Metazoa; Chordata; Mammalia; Artiodactyla; Balaenopteridae
Product: 60S ribosomal protein L36a-like
Exons: 1
Coding region: 34-354 (106 amino acids)
Biological process (GO): translation
Cellular component (GO): ribosome; cytosolic large ribosomal subunit
Molecular function (GO): structural constituent of ribosome
Source: RefSeq, a predicted model, not a curated record
AGUUUUCAUUGUGAAGACCCCUAUACUGCAAAGAUGGUCAAUGUACCUAAAACCCAAAGGACUUUCUGUAAGAAGUGUGGAAAGCAUCAGCCUCACAAAGUGACCCAGUAUAAGAAGGGCAAAAAUUCCCUGUAUGCCCAGGGAAAGAGGCGCUAUGAUCGGAAGCAGAGUGGCUACAGUGCGCAAACAAAGCCAAUUUUCUGGAAGAAGGCUAAAACUACAAAGAAGAUCGUACUGAGGCUUGAAUGUGUUGAGCCCAACUGCAGGUCCAAGAGGAUACAGGCCAUUAAGAGAUGCAAACAUUUUGAACUCGGAGGAGAUAAGAAGAGAAAGGGCCAAGUGAUCCAGUUCUAA